AUGGUUACAUAUGGGAGAAUUUGCCCUGGCUCAAACACUGUGAUCAGGCAAUUAGCAUGUGGCUUGAAUUUUCUGUACAGCCUGAAUGAUCUAGCAUUUGUUCCGAAAUGUCCAGGUGGGCUGGAUGGGCAAAUGGUAAUUUUAGUAGCUGAAGGGGCAGGACAGGAUCUUGUAUCUCAGAGCAUCCAAUCCGUGCAAAAGCAGGAUGCUUCAGGAAACAAGCUUCUUCUUCAAGAUGUUGGGCUGCGGAUAUCCCAAAGGAUUAAGGAUCAUUUUGCCAAGCACAGUACAAUGAGAAUGAACCUCAAAUAUAUAGGUUUAUCAACCUCCAUGAUCCGAGCAAUUCCAAACAAUGCUUCUGAUAACAUGUACUUCACACUUCUUGCUCAAAGUGUAGUUCAUGGAGCAAUCGCUGGUUACACUGGCUAUACAAGUGGACUCACCAAUGGAAGACAAACUUAUAUCCCUUUCUACAAUUUUACAGAGAACCACAGUGAGACGGCACAAAGUAGUGAUAAUGAUUGA
Messenger RNA from Neltuma alba, 525 nucleotides. Its product is annotated as ATP-dependent 6-phosphofructokinase 3-like. The record is from RefSeq and is a predicted model, not a curated record. Bases 1 to 525 code for a protein of 174 amino acids. The transcript is spliced from 5 exons. Lineage: Eukaryota; Viridiplantae; Streptophyta; Magnoliopsida; Fabales; Fabaceae. Gene Ontology annotation, biological process: glycolytic process. Gene Ontology annotation, molecular function: 6-phosphofructokinase activity.